Messenger RNA from Suillus bovinus, 584 nucleotides. RefSeq lists its product as uncharacterized. Bases 105 to 584 code for a protein of 159 amino acids. The record is from RefSeq and is a predicted model, not a curated record. Lineage: Eukaryota; Fungi; Basidiomycota; Agaricomycetes; Boletales; Suillaceae. The transcript has a single exon.
GACUAAAAGAAGACGCUUGAGCUGCAGAAGCUGAACACAGACAAGCAGAAGAAGCAGAAGCUCAAAAAGAAAGAACUCGCCUAGAUGAGCAAGAAGCCACUGUAAUGGAAGAGCACAAAAAGAAUAAAUCUAAGUAUGCUCCAAUCCGUGACAUCGAUGUUCCAUCUGACCCCAUCAUUCUCCCUUGUCAAUAUGCCACUCGCAAGAUGAAAUCUGGCGAGUACUGCAAACUAUUCUACUUCACUAAUAGCAGAUUGGAAGAGGCCUCUCACAUAGCUUUCACAGCCGACGAAGAUGCCCUUGUCAUGCUCCCCAUGGCUGAUGGCCUCCACAAAUGGAUUCCAGCAGGAGCAGCCAGAGACCCUAAAGUCCAGAUAGUAAAGGACGAGAACCUCACCUGGGAGCAGUUUAAUGAGGCAGCCCCACAUAUGAUCACCCUGAUGAAAGAAAAUGACUGGCCAGAAGACAGGAUGAACAUGCACAUCACCUUCUGGUCGGCUCUACAAAACCAUCAAUGGUGUCAUGAUUUUGACAUCCACAAAAAAAGAGCCAUCCUGCUUUACCAAGCACAGCAAAGGAGGUGA